GGAUGCGCCGGAAGCCGCCUGCUCGUGAGAGCGACUGGUCGGGGAGCGCCUUCUCUCCGGUGCCGGUGGUUCGCCCAGAGCGGGCUUGGCCCAGCCCUCCCCUUCCUUCAGCGCUGAGCGGUCGUGAGGCCCUGGUGUCGUCUUGAGAGUGACCCUUCUGUCGUGGGUGCCUGUAGAUUGUGGCGCGGGCAGCGGAAGUGCUGAGAGCCGGUCCUGCCGUGGGAACGAUGGCCGCAGGGAAGCACCUGGCCGUGCUGGACUCCGGGAGUCCGCGCAAGCCGUGGCGACUGCCCGCCGACGGACAUCCAGCACCGGGCUGCUACCUGAGGUGAGCGACGCGGAGCUUUCGGCAGCAGCGGCGCUGAGUCUGCAGUCCUCGCCGUGCUUUUUGCGUGUGGAGGUAAAUUUUUCCAUAACCUUAUGGAGAAAAAGGACUUUGAAGCAUGGCUUGAUAACAUUUCUAUUGCAUUUCUUUCUCUGACGGACUUGCAGAAAAAUGAAACUCUGGAUCACCUGAUUAGCUUGAGUGGAGCAGUCCAGCUCAGGCACCUCUCCAAUAAUCUAGAGAUUCUACUCAAGAGGGACUUCCUCAAACUACUUCCAUUGGAACUUAGUUUUUAUCUGUUAAAAUGGCUUGAUCCGCAGACCUUACUCACAUGUUGCCUCGUCUCUAAGCAGUGGAACAAGGUUAUAAGUGCCUGUACAGAGGUGUGGCAGACUGCGUGUAAGAAUUUGGGUUGGCAGAUAGAUGACUCUGUUCAGGAUCCUCUGCAUUGGAAGAAGGUUUACCUAAAAGCAAUUUUAAGGAUGAAGCAACUGAAGGACCACGAAGCCUUUGAGACAUCCUCUUUAAUUGGACACAGUGCCAGAGUAUAUGCACUUUACUAUAAAGAUGGACUUCUCUGUACAGGAUCAGAUGACUUGUCUGCAAAACUGUGGGAUGUAAGCACAGGUCAGUGCAUAUAUGGUAUCCAGACACACACUUGUGCUGCAGUGAAGUUUGAUGAACAAAAGCUUGUAACAGGAUCUUUUGAUAAUACAGUAGCCUGUUGGGAAUGGAGCUCUGGGGCAAAGACACAGCAUUUCAGAGGACAUACUGGUGCAGUUUUUAGUGUGGAUUACAAUGAUGAACUUGAUAUUCUGGUCAGUGGCUCUGCAGACUUCACUGUGAAAGUGUGGGCCUUAUCAACAGGAACGUGCCUGAAUACCCUUACUGGACACACAGAAUGGGUCACUAAGGUCGUUUUGCAGAAAUGCAAAGUCAAAUCUCUUAUGCAUAGUCCUGGGGAUUAUAUUCUCCUAAGUGCAGAUAAGUAUGAAAUCAAGAUUUGGCCUAUUGGAAGGGAAAUAAACUGCAAAUGCUUAAGAACACUGUCUGUUUCUGAAGACCGCAGCAUCUCCCUACAGCCCAGGCUGCACUUUGAUGGUAAAUACAUAGUGUGCAGUUCAGCACUAGGAUUAUACCAGUGGGACUUUGCCAGCUAUGAUAUUCUCAGGGUUAUCAAACCUCCAGACUUCUCAAAUGUGUCGUUGCUGGGCUUUGGAGAGAUAUUUGCUCUACUGUUUGACAACAGAUACCUGUACAUAAUGGACUUGAGGACAGAAAAACUGAUAAGCCGCUGGCCUUUACCAGAAUAUAGAAAGUCAAAGAGAGGUUCAAGUUUCUUGGCUGGUGAAAUGUCUUGGUUAAAUGGACUAAAUGGCCAAAAUGAUACAGGCUUGGUUUUUGCCACCAGUAUGCCAGACCAUAGUAUCCAUUUGGUGUUAUGGAAAGAACAUGGCUGAAAAGCUCACACAUACAGAAUCUUCAGGAAUUUAUGGCCUGUCAGCAGCGUGUCCAUAAAACGAGACUUUGCAUGAACCAAAGUUGCACAUCCAAUGGUAUCAUCAUGCAAUGCACAAUCACUUACUUUUAUUUGGGCAUUUGGAAAUGGGUUGUUUUGGAAAUAAUGCAAUGCAGCAUGCUAACAGUAUUUACCACCAAUUUUUGUCUAUAUUCAUGUUUAAAUAUACCUAUUUGGGCUCUGAAGUAUAGCUUGUAAUGUUUAAACCAUUCAAAUCUGCUACAAGUCUGAAAUCAAGUUGUGCUUGACCUGA
Molecule: messenger RNA, 2097 nt
Organism: Serinus canaria (Common canary)
Lineage: Eukaryota; Metazoa; Chordata; Aves; Passeriformes; Fringillidae
Gene: FBXW2
Product: F-box and WD repeat domain containing 2
Exons: 7
Coding region: 421-1785 (454 amino acids)
Molecular function (GO): protein binding
Source: RefSeq, a predicted model, not a curated record